CACUACUAAUUCAAACUAGUAGUAGUUUUUCCCUUGGUUAGAACGGUGCUAACUAUUGUACAAUUAGCACUGUAGCCGUUCCCCAGUUAAACUAUGGUUCGUUUGCUUUAUUGAUUUAAAAAUGAGGGUUUUGUAAUUUAAAAACCCAAAGAUUUAUCAAGGAUUUGAGGCAUUUAUGAAUUUGUAACAAUCCUUUGUUUGUUGAGAUAUUUUAUCAUGGAUUUAAGGGUUUGAGAUUUAGAACUUAAAGUCCAAAAUUAUAAUAUUAUCCUUUUCUAUUUGUUUGUCGUGUUUAUUAUAUGUACACAAAACAAUGAUAAUACGUAUUAAUAAGCAUAAUGUUGCCAUAAGGACAAUAAUAAUAAACAUGAAAAUUUCGUUCAACUUUUAACGUAACAUAUAUGGGUUACCAAUUAUUUGUCCUCAUUUUCAAAAGUAACAUAUAGCAACAUAUAUUAGAACCGGGAAACAAAGAAUUGCACGUUCCAUGAAAAAGUCAAAAGAAAUUAGAACACAAGAAAAGAUAUAAAAAUUCUAACUCAUGUUUACAAAUUAAUUGAAUAUUUAUAUUAUUUCUUUGUUGUUAAUUAAUUAAUUAUUUCUAAUGUGUAAAUGUGAGGGUAACUUUGAAAUUUUAAAAGUUCAUCAGGGUAUAUGGAUAAAAUCCCACCAUAGAUCUAUGACAUGUUACAAAUUAUACAUCAAUAUGUGAGAUUUACAAAAAUUCGUGAGCCCUACUAAUUUUAUCCUAAAAAAAUGUAAGCAAACAAUAAAUUUUAUGUAAAUUUAGGUUUAAUUCAUCCGCAUAGCCAUAAUUUUCACGAUUUUGACAAAUAUAGCCACUUUUUGAAAAAUACACAGUUGUAGCCACAUAUUGGAACUCAUUUGACAAAAUUAGCCAUUUCCAUUUAAAACUUUAACACCGUUAGCAAGACGCUGAUGUGGAUGCCACUUCACCUCCCACAUCAGUUCCAACACAUGUCCAACUAGACUCGCCAUGCCAACUGGGCGCCACAUCAAAUUAAAGUUUUUCUUUUUUAGAAAACACUAUUAUUAUUAUUAUUAUUAUUAUUAUUAUUAUUAUUAUUUUUCUCUUUCUCUUUUGCUCUCCACACCGUCCGCUUCAUCUCCCUCUCCAAAGCUUGGAUUUAUUCCUCUGCUACUAUCUCUCUCUUUGAUUUUUGAUUCCUUAUGGAAUGGAUAAUCGAUGAGCAACAGAUUUAGGUACCGAUUCUCGUCGGUCAAAUCUGUUUAGGGCGUCGUUCCUGGUUCCGCCGCACUGUCGCCGUGGAAUCCCUAUCGAAGGGAGAACGAUCCCUGUCCACCGAAGAAAGCAGAAGAGGAUCUGAAUCGGCCGUUCAUAACCUGCUCGCAACUCCGACUCUGAAAAUCAUCUUAUGGCGGAGACUUUAGAGAUUCAGCAAUGGCGGAGAGAAACAGAUACACGAAACAGUUUCUGGAUCUGGAAUUUUUCAAAGGGGAAGUUCAAUGGCAAUUAGGGUUCUUCAAUCUCUCGGUCUGGUAUUUUCGCCGACGAGAUGUAAGAGGUGAGGGGAGGCCAGAUCAAGCAAGAGGAGGAGAGAAGAGGAGGAACCACCGUCAGUCCCCUGUUGCCCACUGUCGCUGCUUUGUACUUCUCACAGAUAGACAAGCUUCUUCAGCUGCGGACCACCACCGCCACCUCUCUUCUCCUUAUUCUCCGAUGGGUUGUUGAGAAAUGCAUUUUCUUGUUCGCUGGGCUAAGGGGAAAGAGCUUGUGGGUGCAGCGACAGAGGAUUGGCCGUGGCGAGAAGAUGAAGAAGAAGAGGAAGGGAAGCCUUAGCGGCGGUCAAAAUAUAAAUUGUAGGGUUUUCAGUUAAUUAAAAGAAAAGGAUAAUUUUCACUGGGUCUUUUCUUUUAUUAUUUACUAGCUUUUUACCCGGCUCGUUGGCCGGAGAGUUUCAUUUUAUCGUUGACAUUAAUUCAAUUUAUCUAUAUGUUUAAACUAUUUUAGACCUUCUAAAAAUAUUAUAUUUUGUAUUAAUAAGUGAGUAUGUGGUGUGUCUAUAUAUUGAAAAUUCUCAAUACUUAGUACAUUCACUUAUAAUGUUUGAAUUCUCUAAUCAUAAACCAUGUCACAAAGGUAUACCACGUCCCAUGUACAAUUUUUUCUAUCUUAUAUGAAUCCAUGUUGUUCAGAUGAGGACAUCUUAGUUAGAGUUUCUUUGUACAUAUACUUCAUUAUUGGAUAAAUUUCUACAUCCCAAUUAAAAGUUGACACUUAGGAUGUUCAUGAAGUUUACUGUAAGAUCUUAUUUGUAUUUAGUCUCUUAUACAAUAUGUAUCAAUUGCUAAUUUUUUAAAUUUAAUUUGGACUAACUGAGACUCAUUAUCGUUGUUUAUACAUUAUUUUAGAAUCUCAAUCCAAGAUACUCACAUACGGAUUUUGAUCUUAAUAUGGUGCGUUAGUGUAUAAUUUUACAACUUGUAGAACCUUCGUUUUCUAAAAUUUAUUUAUGUUUGGUAUUAGUUUAGAAAUAAAAAUUUCAUUAAUUAUACUAAUAUAUUCAUUUUUCUGUAUUGCCACAUUUAUUGUCAAUAUAUAAGCAUAUAUAUUAAAAAGAGUUUAAUUAUUUUUAAGUGUAAUUAAUACUUGUUUUUUACUGGGAUUUGUAAAAUGUUAAGAAAAUAAAGGGAAAUAUGAACAAUUGUAAAAGAAAAUAAGGGAUGGAAGGACACAUUAUAAGUGAGAGAAAAGUUAUUCUUACUUAUCAUCUUCAUUUAUCCAAUGAGGUGAUCUAUUCUUGCUCCAUUGAAUUUUUAUCAAAUUAUUUUAUUCCGUAAAUAUAUUAUUAGUUAUGCAUGUGUUUUAUUGCAAAAAAAUGCAUGUGUUUGCUAAGAAAGAUCAUAUCUCUUACGAUGAUCAACUUCUCUAAUCUUGCCUCAUUUUCAUGUGAAUUUUCAUGAAGUCUCCUAACGAUCUUAUGUUAACAUAUGUCUAUCAAGAGACCCAAAUUUAGUAUAUUAUAUAACAGAGUAAAUACUUUUUAUUAUUCAAAUAUUUCAAAAAAAAUUCAAAAUACAAAGUAUUAGCCAAACGUUAACUCCCCGUUAGCAUUUUUAUGUGAAUUCAAAAUACAAUGUUGACUCAACAACAUGAUGAUGAGUUGAAAGAGACACGUGACGGUCUAUAAUCCAAUUUAGUAUUUUAAUUAAAAAAGAGUUACAAAAUUAUUAAUGAUAACAAACAAAUGGUUAAUAUUUUGAUGUGAUACAAAAUAUUUGGCUAAUCAUUUAUAGUUUGAAAGGUUUGGCUAAUAAUUUAAAAAAACCGAAAGGUUUAGCUAUUUAAAUGUUAUUUACUCAAUAUGUAUCAAUUGCUAAGUUGUCUCCUCCCACAUUUUGUCACGACCACUACUGAAGAUCCAUACCAGAUAUGCCAUGUCCAAUCCUCACCUUUGUCCACCAAUUCACGGCCCAUAUAGUAACAUCGCCAGCUGAAUUUUAAAUUGUCCUCCUGCACCAUUUCUCACAGGCGCCACCAAAUUGUGGACAUUGUUAGUUUCGUCUACCCGGGUAUUUCCACUCUCUACUGCAUUUAACACGCGUUAUUUGGUUUGUUUUCCUUCACUCAAAAUUUCUUCUCCUAACGACAAAUCAAAAGGUAAUGGCCUAACACCUACUUAGCAUAUGACGUAAACUGAAAAUUUACUUAAUAACAUUUAUUCAAAUAU
Messenger RNA from Linum trigynum, 3713 nucleotides. Lineage: Eukaryota; Viridiplantae; Streptophyta; Magnoliopsida; Malpighiales; Linaceae. The record is from the annotation of a GenBank genome assembly.